Vitrella brassicaformis is the source of this 6816-nucleotide messenger RNA. The record is from the annotation of a GenBank genome assembly. Lineage: Eukaryota; Vitrellaceae.
CGUGAGUGUUGAAGGGCAUGUGGUCCCUUUGCUGAGUCGUACCUGCGUUGCCCAUUGUGCCACCGAGCUAGCGAAGGAUGAGCGACAAGUGGACGGAGAAGGAGCGGCUGGCCUUCAGCCAAUGGCUGCAUCGCACCUACCUCCCCACCGUCGUGGUCAUCGCAACGGAGCAGGCGCAGCGGACGAUGCGGGCCAACAACGACCUUUCCCUGGCGGACCUCUUCCAGCCCUUCGGCCAGUCGGAUGCCCGUGCGCCCGACGUGCAGUACCGAGUGCUGGAGCGGCCCAUGCGGACAGAGGCCUUCCGGGUCAAAUUUGUCGAUGUGGAGGAUGCAGUGCAGCCGAGGGCAGAGUGUGCCUUCCACGGCCUCAAGGAACUCGUCGAACCCACGUGGCCGCAGACAUUCGGGGAGGUGAGUAGGUCAUCUAGAUGACUUGACAGACAGACAGACUGACACCCACUGCACUGCCACACAGGCACACCACAGACACAUGAGAUGGAUGGUAUCUAUGUGAUGUGUGUAUAUGAUGCCAUCGAUGUGUUGUGUUCGUUCAGAACGACUCUUGCCCGCCGUGUCCGUGGUUUGAGCGUUGGUCAGAGAACCUCUUCCGCACCCUCCACUGGUCCGACCACGAGUGUCUCGACCAGCCCGUCGGGGCGGUGCUGGUUGUCUCCUCCCAAGACCCCGACCCCGUCAGCCUCUUCGAGCAGCUCAUGCACCCCUCCUAUAUGCCCGAGGCCUGCAGGGCCAACCUUCUCGACCCAUCACCCUCACGCACCUAUGUCCUGCUCCACGACGCGACUGCCGCGUCGGCCACGAGCGAGGGGGAGGUGGAGCGGGAGGUCCAUCGCAUGCGGCACACCUUCCCGCCGGCCUCCUGCCAUUUGCUGCGGGUCAAUCGCAACCCCGCCCCCCACCAGCCGUCACAGGACAUACAAGAGGUCUUCCGGCCCUACAUCAUGCCACGCUUCAAGACACCACCGCCGCAGACGCGCCAGGGCCAGCCGCCCCCUCCCCCACCUCCCAAGGGCCCCGCCGCGGCCCUCGGCCGGUCGCUGAGCCGCGAGGACCUGGAGGCCACCCUCGCCCUUGUGACGGACAUCAUCACACGAGGCGUGGUGCCGUGGAUGGAGCGCAAAGUGCGGCAGCUCGACACCCAGAUCGGCACGGCGCGCAAGGGGCUGCGGAACCAGCUCAAGUAUCUGUGGCGCAAGCCGCGAACGGGCCAGCAGGCGCAGGGCAACGAAGGGGUGGGCGAGAUCAUAUCGGCCGUGGGGAGCGCUGUGGCGGGGGCGGUGGGUGGGGUGGAUGGCGUCAGGGAGGAGGGAGGGCCGGAGCGGACAGGAAAUGCCACGUAUGAGGUAGGUGGGUUGGCACAACGGUAGACAGACAGACGGAUGCACGCCAGCCCAGCCAAUGCCACUGAGCAGACCAAGCAGGCCAAGAAUCUGUGUGUGUGCACUCACUGCAGACACAUACUGUGGAGAAUCAGCUGCGGCUGUUGGGUGACCUGUGCUUCCUGUUGCGCGACUAUGAGACGGCCCUGCUGCAGUACAAACAGUGCGCCGCUGACUUCAAGCACGACAAGAGCUGGAAGCACCUCGGUAGGGUAGGUUAGGUGGCCGGGCGGCCCCGCCCGGCCAGGCGACACACAUGGAAGAGUCGUCGAGAAUCGUUCUUGUGUGUGCAGGUGGUGCGUAUGAGAUGUGGGCUAUUGCCAAUUUCCUCACUGCGGCCCCGACGGCGCUCAACAAGCGGGAGAUCGAGUCGUGCCUCGAGCACGCUUAUAAGGCUUACCUCAGGGUAGGUCACCAUACACACACACACAGACACCCACACCCACACCCCAGGAGACACAAGGGAGUGAGUGAGUCUGCAGUGUAAGUGCGUUUGGAUCGACAGGCCGAGGCACCUCGUCAGGCCAUUCGGAGUGUGUUGGUGGCGACACGCCUGGCCGUGUACCUCGAUGGAGGCACCGAAGAGCCAUCCAAGAGGCUCAUGCAGGCAAGCUAAGCUAGCUAGACAACACACAUGACAAGGGUGACAAGGGUGACAAGGGUGGCUCAUCUCCAUGCCAUGUCGGUUGCUCCCUCCCUCCCAUCGAUUCAUCGGGUCCAUUCCACUGCAGGCCAACUCGGACAUCCAGUCGAUCUUUGGCGAGACAGCCGCCUCCAUCCCCCUGCGGCACGCUUUGCUGCUGGAGCAGGCGGCCUACCUGUACGCCAGGCCGGAGCUGGGCUCACGCUACUGGCGGAAGCUGACAUUCCACCUCAUACUCGCCGGACACACCUAUAACAAAGGGGGUAAGGAAGGCGGGCACAGGGAGAGAUGGCCGGCCGCCCAGGUCUUGACCGCUGUGUGUGUGUGUGUCUGUGUCUGUGUCUGUGUGGGUAGGUUACAAGGCCCUGGCGCUGCGUUGUUACAGCGUUGUGAGCCGCACUUAUUCGCGGAAGGGGUGGCUGCACAUCAACGACCACGUGCACUUCACAAUGGCCAGACAGGUCGGCACACACAUAACACAACACACGGCACACCAGACGUGUCGACAUCGAUCGCUUUACUGCCGCAUCUCUCUCUCUCUCUCUCUCUGAUUCUUACAUACAGUCGUUCUCUUUGGGUCUCAUCCGCCGAUCCCUGCAGCACUUCGCCACCGUCCUCAAUUCCUUCUCGGCCACUCACGAAGCAGCCACCCCCGCCCCGCCAGCACUCGCCCUCCCGGACACCCGCAGGCUGCUGCCGGUGCUCGAGGACGGUCCCCCUCUCGCAGAGGGCAUAUCGCAGCGCCGUGUGGUGAUCGAGUCGCGUGAGGAGACGUAUCUGAAGGAGUUUCUGUAUGUGGUUCGGACCUGGACGCUGAAGCAUCACGGUGGGGGCCACAAGGGGAGGGGGGCCGAGGGGAGUGGGGUGGUGAUGCCCAUGCUGGAUGUGAGGCUGCCUGUCGUACUCCAGAAGGACUCCAGGGGCAUGUGCACCAACAGGUACGGCACGCACUCAGACAGGCAGGCAGGCAGGCAUCACGCAGCCGACCCCGCCCACCCAGCACAGCACACACGCCCAUGCCAUGUGCUGUGCUAUGCUAUGCCUCACCUCACACAGCAUCGGUGUUGUCCUUGAGGGAGACGAGCUGAGUCAUCAGGACCAUCUGGCCUCCCUGGCACCCCACACCCACACCCACACCCAUCAGCAGCAGCCCUCCCCCUCCCCCUCCCCCCUCCCCCAGCCCACAGACGAGGCGACUCCCUUCGCCUUCAUCGCAGAGGAGGUGGGCGUGCCCGUCUCGCCUGACGACCAAAAGGAGCUCGCCUGCCUGGAGGCAAGGCUGCCGAUGCUCAUGCCCCCUCCGCCCAAAGGCGGGCCGCCCGGCCCCCCGGGGCUCAACGAGGUGCUCAGCGGGACCGUGUAUGAGACGCUGCAGCGGAUCACUGCCGUGGGUGCGCCAGUGGUGGUGGAGGCGCGGCUGAGCAACCCCUUGCAAGUGGAGAUGGAGUGCAUCAACUUGCGGCUGUUUGGCCGCAUGGAGGGGCCUGACGGGCAGCUCUCGCCGGGCGAGGGCGAGUCCGUGUCCGUGUCGGCCACGUCGGCCUCAUCGACCACCGACGGCGUCCGCCGGCUCGACGGCGAGUCUGGCGAUGGUAUGGCUAGCCGUGAGGGUGAGGUGGACUUCCCCACGAUGAGUUUGCGGCUGGAGGGCAAACAGACAGUGAGUGUGCGGCUGGCGGCCAUACCGCAGAACGAGGGCGUCUUGAGGAUAGAGGGCGUGGAGUGGGAGCUGUGGAGCCACCGUGCAGAGAGGGAAGAGGCGCCUGGGGGGCGGUUCCCCGUCCGCGUGAGGCAGAAGCUCCAUCUUCAUGGGCGGCCCAAGAGCAAGAAACGGUCAGCCUCCGCCCCGCCCCUGCCGUCCCCUCCCUCCUCUGCGUCCAUCGACGAGUCGGGCGAGCCCCUUGUGACGAUCGCGAAGUACCACCCUGACAAGAGACUGGAGCUGAGGGUGUCGGCCGACCUGCCGCGCGUGUCUUGCCAUUUUGAGGGCUUCCCCACCUCUCCCCUGCUGGCAGGCGAGUGCCACCCUUGCACCCUCAUCAUCGAGAACAGGGGGGCGCGGAAGCUCAGCAAGGUCCGUGUGGCGGCGUCGCAUCGUGACUUCAUCUUCUUCCCCCCUCCCCCGGUGCCCCGCACCCCUCCCGCCUCCUCGCCAUCGUCUGUCCGCCAGCCCCCCCGACCCGAGUCAGUCCCACAGCUGCUCAACAUCCCCCCUCCACGCCCAUCUGUCCGGCUCUCGCGGUCGAUGGCCUCCCAGGCGUCAGGCAGCCGGCGAUCGAGUCUGCCGCCCGUCACAGAGGGGUGGGCGUCCCAUGUGGCCGUCAGCGAUGAGUCCAUCAGCAGUGGGGGCACCUUCGCCAUUCCCUGUCUGGUGCGUGGCUCGGCUGCCGGCGUCCACCGUCUCCGGAUAUGUGUGUGCGCCGAGGGGGAGCAGCUGCAGCAGGCUGUUGUGGCUGGCGAGGGUGAGGGGGCGGAGGGGGAGGGAAAGGGCAGCGACCAGAUGUCGGUGCUGAGCACUGAGGGGUCUGCCUUGCCAUCCUCCCCCUCUCCCUCCCCGUCGGCAGAGGCCAGUCCCAGGCCGCAGGUUGGUGGGGCUGAUGUGAUGCGCAAAUGGAUCGUUCUCGAGAAGGUGCUCGAGGUCAGGCCGUCCAUCGUCGUCAGCGUCCAACAAGUAAGUAACACACAUCACAUGCCAUGCAUCCCACACGCAGGGCAUACACAGCACAGCACCACUUUUUCCCUGCUCUGUGUGUGUGUGUUCAGCACGCGUCUUGGCGCAAGCCUGGCCGUUUUGUGCUCGAGUGCAACAUCGAGAACGCCAGUUCCCACGUGAUAGCGGUGCAGAAGGUGCAGGCCCUCAUCCCCCAGCCAGGCCUGCCGCAGGGCGACGCAGCCACGGCCCCCCUCCCCGGCCACGACACCCCCAUCCCCUACCAGCCUGUCAUCCUCGAGCCAUGCAUCCCCGUUGAGCAGAGGAGCCUCCACAUCUUCCCCUCCCAGGCCACACACCUCCUUUACGCCUACCACCCCCCCACAGCAACACACACACAUACCGAUGCCCACCAUCACCACGGCAAGGCGGCCAGGAGGUGGCAGGGCGAGACGGGCGAAUCGUCAUCAUCCGAUGAGGAAGCAGCGUCGGACAACGGGAUGCGGAUCGUCCCCUACUCGGCCCCCUCGUCGCCUGAGCACCGGCCGAGGGCGCCAGGGGACGACUCACAGGUUGCCGUGCGGCAGGUGCGCCUGAAGGCCCCUCCCUAUGACGCGUGGCAGGAGCAAAUCGUCAAGGUGGCGCGGCGUGCGAAUCUCGAGAGGAAGUGGGGCCGCGGCAGCAGGAGGCGGCAGAGGGGCGGCCGCAGCAGGUCUCCCGAGGGGAUGCGGGUGGGGCCGGGAAGGAGGGCCAGGGGAAAGAGCCCUGGUCCCAAUGGGGAGCCCUCUGUGCAUGGGUGAGGGAGGGAGGGAGGCAGGAAGGAAGGGUACACUACACAGCAAAGGUGGACACAGGGUGGGUGGAAGUCGGCGUGUGUCUGUGGUGUGGUGUGGUGUGGUGUGUGAAUGUGUGGUGCAGUGGUCAGCACAUGGACAUUAUCGUCGAGUGGCGGGCGACCGAGACGGAGCGAAGAGGCGACACCUUCCUAUUCCACGUGAACGCUCUCACUGACACACUGAUUGAUUGAUUUGCCGCAAACAAACGUUUAUCACUCAUGCGCACCUCCUCCCUCCCUCCCUCCCUCCCUCUGGCCUGGCAAUGUCGGUCGGUCGGUCGGUUGUGUGUGUGAUGCAUCGAUAUCUAUGAUCAGGUCCCUCUGUAUGUGCCAGCUGAAGGCUGUCCUCUCAAGUUCCAGAUCUGCCCCACCCAGACAGUGCUGCCCUUCUGCCCCUCCCCGCCACCUCCCCCGCCCACCACACCUUUCGCACCCCCUCAGUCGCCCGUCCCCGCCACCUUGUUGCCCGUCCAUCUCUACAUCCAGAACGUCUCCCCCGACCACUCAGUGACCUUCCAGCUCGAGGCCGACGAGCCGGCAGCGGCGUACGUCACGCCUCUGCACAUGAGCCCUCAGCUCAACAUGCGGUGGACGAGCGAGAUGCCCUUCUUCAGCCAGCCGCAGGCCCUCCUGCCCUCCUACAUGCGGCAGCCGCCCGCCGGGCCCUUCUGGGAGGGCGGGGCGGUCACGCGGCGAGUGGACAAUCUCCCUCCCGGGCACACCGUCGACUACGGCCUGGUGGCCCGCUUCUCGCGGCCUGGCGUGUACAACCUCAACAAGUUUCGCUUUGUGGUCCACGAGGUGCGUUCGGUGGCCGCUGCUGCUGUGGCUGUGGCUGCGGGUGGGGGCGAUGUGGCUAUGACGGGCGGUGAGGGCAAGGCGUUUGCCUUUCCGUUUGAGUCGCUGGUGUGGGUGUACAGUGAGAGUGAGAGGGAGGCGGGGGAGGAGGCCGCCAUGCGGACACAGGAACCGCCACCAGAGCGGACCUCGUGAAUGAGCGAAUGAACACUCAUUAGCGCCGUGAUGCCAGUGAGUGAGUGACAGAGACAGACACGAGAGAAAUUUGUGGGUAUCUAUCCGAGAGUCUGUCUGUGGUUGGUUCCUCACGAGAGGUGUCUGACGGCCUGAGUUGAGGUGGCAAUUGUGAGAUUGGGCAUGGAUGGCCAUAUCCUGUGUGCGCUGUGUGUGGUCCGGGUGCUCCAUUCGGCCUGAUCUGACCAGAUGGCCGUGCAUAGCAUAGCGUGAGAUGAGAUGAAAUGAAUGACUGCAUCACAUCAACCAUACGCGUG